AUGGCUAUUACCAAAACAGAAAAAUCAAUAUGCGCCGCCACCGCCUCUGUUCAGCUUCAUCGUUUGUUGGUAAGUCAAGGCGGCGCCAUAGAAGGGGGAGCGGAGGAUCCGACCGCUGAGCCCCUGGUGUUUGAUGGGCAUGGUGGUUCUAAUGCAGCAUCAUUUAUUAGAAAGACUAUUCUCAAGUUUAUAGUCGAGGACUCCCAUUUUCUUGUUUGUCUGGAGAAGGCAAUUAAGACUGCUUUUGUCAAAGCUAAUCGUGCAUUUGCAAAUGAUAGUUCUCUUGACAUCUCCUCUGGAACCACUACACUGACUGCUCUGAUUUUUGGAAG
Molecule: messenger RNA, 332 nt
Organism: Ilex paraguariensis (yerba mate)
Lineage: Eukaryota; Viridiplantae; Streptophyta; Magnoliopsida; Aquifoliales; Aquifoliaceae
Source: the annotation of a GenBank genome assembly